This is a messenger RNA of Daldinia vernicosa, 2184 nucleotides long. RefSeq lists its product as uncharacterized. The record is from RefSeq and is a predicted model, not a curated record. NCBI's taxonomy places the organism in Eukaryota, Fungi, Ascomycota, Sordariomycetes, Xylariales, Hypoxylaceae. The coding region runs from base 1 to 2184 and encodes 727 amino acids. The transcript has a single exon.
AUGGAUAACCAAAUCUAUGACUGGGAUGCCGAGCUCCUCAGAGCGGACUGGCGGAAUGUGGACUGGCGGCGAGAUAUGCACAACUUCCAACGUGUACCCUGGGCAGAGAUACGGACUGAAACCCUUAGACAGGUGGCCGAGCUGCACGCGCAGUAUGACCAGACUCACCCACCGUCGAGCUCCUGGCCCGUACGUAGUCCCGCGGCCGAGGAAUUGCUCCGUAGACAGGCCCUGGACGAGAGCAACUCCGGAACGGAUGCCCAAUCUGUAUAUGAUUGGAUGUCUGAACAGAGGGAAUACAGCACGGCCAUGGAAAUAGAUUACCCCGAUGUUCCCGAGCCCCCCGUAAUACCCGGACCGUCGGCUUCCAACACCUCGACAGGGGGCAAGUCGAGCGACCAGGGCGGGCCCUCCACGCCAUCUAAUCAACCAGAAAAGGAAAAUAAUCUCCCGGGCUGGAUUUACAAGGACGACCGGUACGGCCACUGGACGGUAGGUUUCCAGCUGGAGCUGCCCAUCGCCGUUUAUAGGAGAGGCGGGCUACUGGCCGACCCACCUCACCCCCACGACCGCCGGUGGGAAGCCGAGGAGAUCGUGACCGACUACAUGCCUUCGGAGAGGAUCAAGAAGAUCACGGUGGACCGUUUUAUCGCGGUGCUCAACGCCCAAACCGACAUGGUCUUCAUUGAUCGGGACGAGGACGAGGACUUAGCCAUUCACGACCUAAGGAUGGAGAAUCUGCAUCGGCUUGAACACGGACUCCCCCCCUUGGAGCACGGCAUCACGGGCAACAGUCCGUCACAAGCCUCGAAUAUAAGGCCUAUAAGCGAGUUAGCCAAGAACGCGGCGCGGCAGGGCCUAGGUAUGCUUAUACACAGCUAUUUCAACAACUCGGAACCCGCCAGAAACCUAAUGCUGGCGAGUGGGGAAGAGAUCCGAGAUGCCAUGAAUCGGGCUAUCAUGCCCGGUAUUCCUGGCCCCACGGAUAGGCGCGAUGCCGAGGAACACCUUGUGGAAUUACUUCAUCUAGAACAAUACCGGCUAAGGCGAGACAAGCGCCAUAUCCCCUUAGCCGGCAUGAGGCCGCGGUAUCGAGCCUUCUCUGUCUACGCAAUAGACGAGGUGAACCUGGAUUGUGUGGAACGCAGGCAUUACAGAAACUUCCCACCAAAUUGGGUAGCCCCCAAGGAACUAUACGGGUGGGUGACUAUUAAGAUCUCGUCACCGGUAAUGGCCUUCAAAUGGCCGCCUACGGAGCUCGAAAAAACGGUCACCGACAUUUGUAGAGUCGUACGUGAUAACUUCCGCGUGCACCGAGAAAUGCCCUGGAUCCCCGCCACGACCCAGAUUUCCGUCUCGCACAGCAGCGGUCUCACACUCAAGGAUAUCCAGAAGCUAUCGUCGUUCCUUGCCAUCGAGGCCGUAUUCAACGACCUACGGCGUUUCAACCGGUGGUAUCGAACCGGGGCGUCGCACGACAAGGUCUGCGGACCUAUCCGUAUCGUCUCCCAGCUAGCUAAGCUGGCGCAUACAAGCCCCAGCGCGGAUAACUUCGACGACAACAAGAUCGUGCCACUACACGGUCCUCUGCGCACAGAGCAGCUAAAGGAAGUAUCGAGGACGUAUCUACCCAUCGACAUGAUGCUGCAGACAGAAAGUCUAGCAGGUCGCAUUUUCCAUGCCAUGAUAUGGCAGUAUACGGACAUAGACGCCAUCGUGGCUGCCGUGGGCACGGGGUACCGGUCGCGUAAGACGGAGGUGAUGAUUAAAUGUCGGGGCGCAAAGGCUGUUGGGGAAAGCGCGAAGUCGACCCCUGAAUACGAAAUGGAGCAGGAAGAUCUAGAUCACGACCAAAAGUUCUUCCAAGUAGAUAAGCAAAGGGGAGUUUUCGAAUUCCGACAAAUGGGGGGAUCGCUUGACCCAUCGCACAUCAUGGCUUGGUUGAUCGUGUGCCAUCGGAUAACCGAAUUCAUGAGAACCAGCACACCGGCGCAGUAUCGGUUUGCCUUAGAACAGAUCAUAAGGGACAGGGUACCAGUCAUGGAAGCUAUAAAUAUUCCUGUUGAGGCUCGCCAGUUUCUCGAGAGCCAUAUCGGCCAGAGUGGGUAUCUGGAGUCAGAGUUUGACCCCAACGAUAAUAACAUCGACUGGAGAGACCCUUUUUACCCUCCAUACCCAAAGUAG